Jaculus jaculus (lesser Egyptian jerboa) is the source of this 9065-nucleotide messenger RNA. It is a transcript of the gene Nfia, whose product is annotated as nuclear factor I A. The record is from RefSeq and is a predicted model, not a curated record. Lineage: Eukaryota; Metazoa; Chordata; Mammalia; Rodentia; Dipodidae. Gene Ontology annotation, biological process: regulation of transcription by RNA polymerase II. The transcript has 12 exons. The coding region runs from base 334 to 1839 and encodes 501 amino acids. Gene Ontology annotation, molecular function: DNA-binding transcription factor activity, RNA polymerase II-specific; RNA polymerase II cis-regulatory region sequence-specific DNA binding. Gene Ontology annotation, cellular component: nucleus.
AGGCAAAACACGAGAGAAUGUGAGGACUAGCCAGGCCGGGCUAGAGCGGAUCGCUUUCAAAGAGGAAAGAGUCUUCGAGAGAGGGAGACUGACUGUGAGAGGGAGAGAGCGCGUUGCCUGUGCAAAAACCUUUUGAUUUGGAGUUAAAAAAAAAAAAAAUCAUUCAAGAAGCCUGCAAUUGGUCAACAGCUUUAAAAAAAAAAACCUCUUCCGGGUUUUCAACGGUUCCAAGUUUAUUAUAUUUUUUUUUCUUGAUGCAAAAAAAGGGGGACAGCAAAUGAAGCAAUUCGUCUGAACAUUUUAAAGUUUCUCACGUACUCUUUUUACAUUGCAAUGGAUGAAUUUCAUCCUUUCAUUGAAGCACUUCUGCCCCACGUCCGAGCCUUCGCCUACACAUGGUUCAACCUGCAGGCUCGAAAAAGAAAAUACUUCAAGAAGCAUGAAAAGCGUAUGUCAAAAGAGGAGGAGAGAGCCGUGAAGGAUGAAUUGCUGAGUGAGAAACCUGAGGUCAAGCAGAAGUGGGCUUCUCGACUUCUGGCCAAGUUACGGAAAGAUAUCCGACCUGAGUACCGCGAGGAUUUUGUUCUUACAGUUACAGGGAAAAAACCUCCAUGCUGUGUUCUUUCCAACCCAGACCAGAAAGGCAAAAUGCGAAGAAUUGACUGCCUCCGCCAGGCAGACAAAGUGUGGAGGUUGGACCUUGUAAUGGUGAUCUUGUUUAAGGGUAUUCCGCUGGAAAGUACUGAUGGUGAGCGCCUUGUAAAGUCUCCACAGUGCUCUAAUCCAGGGCUCUGUGUCCAGCCCCAUCACAUAGGGGUUUCUGUUAAGGAACUUGAUUUAUACUUGGCGUACUUUGUACAUGCAGCAGAUUCCAGUCAGUCUGAAAGUCCCAGCCAGCCAAGUGAUACUGACAUUAAGGACCAGCCAGAAAAUGGACAUUUGGGCUUCCAGGACAGUUUUGUCACAUCGGGUGUUUUCAGCGUGACUGAGCUAGUAAGAGUGUCACAAACACCAAUAGCUGCAGGAACCGGCCCCAACUUUUCUCUCUCAGAUUUGGAAAGUUCUUCAUAUUACAGCAUGAGUCCAGGAGCAAUGAGGAGGUCUUUACCCAGUACAUCCUCUACCAGCUCCACAAAGCGCCUCAAGUCUGUGGAGGAUGAAAUGGACAGUCCCGGUGAGGAACCAUUUUACACAGGCCAGGGGCGCUCUCCAGGGAGUGGCAGUCAGUCCAGUGGAUGGCAUGAAGUGGAGCCAGGCAUGCCAUCUCCAACCACCCUGAAGAAGUCGGAGAAGUCUGGUUUCAGCAGCCCCUCCCCUUCGCAGACCUCUUCCCUGGGAACGGCCUUCACCCAGCAUCACCGACCUGUCAUUACAGGACCCAGAGCAAGUCCACACGCGACACCAUCGACUCUCCACUUUCCGACAUCACCCAUCAUUCAGCAGCCUGGGCCUUACUUCUCACACCCAGCCAUCCGUUACCACCCUCAGGAGACGCUGAAAGAGUUUGUCCAACUUGUCUGCCCUGAUGCUGGUCAGCAGGCUGGACAGGUGGGGUUCCUCAAUCCCAAUGGGAGCAGUCAAGGCAAGGUGCACAACCCAUUCCUACCCACCCCAAUGUUGCCACCACCACCGCCACCACCGAUGGCCAGGCCUGUGCCUCUCCCUGUGCCAGACACAAAGCCUCCAACCACGUCAACAGAAGGAGGUGCUGCCUCCCCCACCUCACCAACCUACUCGACACCCAGCACCUCCCCCGCAAACCGAUUCGUCAGUGUUGGACCACGGGAUCCAAGCUUUGUAAAUAUCCCUCAACAGACACAGUCCUGGUACCUGGGAUAAAAGCAACCCACCAUCCACCAGACAGACCACCUGACCCCUUCUCAACUCUGUAACAUGGACGCAACCUCAGCCCAGAGUGGUUACAGCCUCACUAUCAGCGGAAGGGGAGAAAAACCAACGCAAAUCAACUUGGACAUGGAAACAGCAAGCAUUAUGGUCAAACAGCAAAGGCCAUAACCUUUCGGGAUUUAAAAAAAAAUAUAUUUUAGGGACUGUUGUAAUUUCUCAUAUGGUGCUGGAAAGGGUUGGGCUGUGUAACAGUUGGAAUGUUCCCGCGGUGGCGUGAGCACCAGGUCACGUGGCUGGCUGGCAGAGGAUUACCCCUGCUCACUGACUUCCAACACACUUCCCUUGCGGAGCCUGGCCUUUUCUCAGUAUUUCAUGAAUUUGCCCACACAGGUGUGCACCUCCUUGAGCAUUUGGGAGGCAUUUAGAGGACUAAAUCUUUUGUAGUAGCUGAGAUCUGCAAUCUAUAACUUACGGGACAGUCAAGGGGCAAUGUUUUUUUCUGUAGCAUAUUGGAAAAAGAAAAUGCAGUUAGGUUUCUUUCUUUUCUUUUCUUUUUUCUUUUUUUUUUUUUUACAUUUUGGUUCGGUUUGGUUCAGCAGUCAGCAAUUAAGUAUGUAACAUGGCCCGCAAGGACAAUGAGUGCAUUCACGUUGCAGAACAAUUCCGAAAAUGGCAAACGACUACUACUAUUCAGUUUUUUAAAAGUUUUGAAAUGCUGCACUUACAUUAAAAAAAAAAAAACAUUUGUUCAACAAUUUCAACAAUGACACAAAAAUUCACGUGGAAAUGGGGAAGAUGGUCUGUUUUGACAGAAACUGACAGGAAUCAAUCAAAACAAUCGAAUUUUGAAUUGAGUAAAGUGCAAUUUCAUUGGAUAGCUAAAUAUCUUUGUAAGAUAGAGAUUGUUGAAAAUUCUAUUUUUGUUUUUCAAGUCCUUACACCCCAGGACUCUAAAUUAUUGGGGUAAAAAAAACAGCCUUGCAAGAAAAAGGGGAGCUAUUUUUGCUUUUUAUGUUUUUUAUUGUUAAACUUGUAUCCCUUUAAGCUGAAGGAAAUUUAAAAAACAAAAAAAAAAAAACAAAAAAACCAAAUCUAAUGGUGCUUUUACCAUAAUAUGUUAACUACAUUAAAUGCUAAUUAAUUAUUUUCUGUUAUCAAAGCACAUAACUAAAAUGAAAUCAUGGUAUCUAUUAAUUUUAUAAGCUAGAAGUCACUAUGAUAACUAUGCCAAUUCUGAAAGUUUUUUAUGUGUAUCUGACAAUACCAGAUUUAUCAGUUAUCAGACACUUCAUUGUACCAGAGAUUGUCCAGAAGUUUUAAAGACCUUUACAACCCUGAACUGGGCUAUGGGAAAAUAAUAACAAAGCUAAUACUGACACAAAUGCUAGCACCCGUUCAGAUCAAGGGUACUCGUUAAGGAAAAACAAACAAACAAAAAAAACAAAGUUUGCACCCCCAAAUGUCUUGUAUCUUAUGUUUAAAAAAAGACAAAAAAAAAAAGCAGAAACAAAAACAAAAAAAAAAUGCUAGUGAUUUUUUUUCUCCCAGACAGCGAAGCACCCCUUUGCUUCCCAUGCAAGUUCAAAAAGGUUUCCUAUACUAUACAUAUAUAUACAUUCUGGUUGGCAGGCCCUGCUGAUCAGAAGAAGUCUCUGCAUGUUCUAGUGAUAGUAACUAAUUUUUAUAUAGUUAAUGUAGGAUAAAGUAGAGUGCAUUAAGACACAAUAUUGUAAUCCCUCCUUCUAGGCACUUGCCUUUAAACUAUGUUUUUCAGCCCUUCAGAAGGGCUCUACUACUGUCCUUUACAAUCAAGUAACUGAAAUUCUAGGGAAGACACUUUGCUCCUCAUCAUUCCCCCCCAAAACAAUGUUUUGUUUUUGUUUUUUUUCCUUAAUUUGCACGAAAACAAAAAUUGCAUAUCAAUGUGCCUUGCCCUGGAUAGCGAUUAUUUGUGGAUUCCUUGCACAUGCUCCUCGGUUGAAGGGGUUUUCCCUAGUCAAGCAUUUGGAGACACUUUUUGUAAAUGUGACUUUUACGUCAGCCCUUGUCAGUUUCAACAUCUAGAACUAAAUAGAAAGAUAGUUGUUCACAGAUGGAGUAGUCUCUAUUGUCCUGUGGUCAGGGGCAGUGCUAUUCUGAGAUCUGUAGAUGCUUAUAAUAUCAGUAUUUUGGAUGUUGCUGCAUUUUACAAUUUAUUUGGAGUCUUCCUUUAUUUUUUCCCCAAGAUAUAUGAAAAUAUGCAAUACCUGCUUAUAUCAUGUAGAAAAGCUUAGCAAUUAUUAAUUUUUCUUUACUUUUUUUUUAUUUGACCAAAGUCGGUGCUGCACUUGACGCAGUGUUUGAGGUGUUUGUCUUUGUACUUUCUGUGGUUUGGAUGCGCACGCAGGAAGGGCUCCUCAUAGAGAAGCAGUCAAACUGUGAAGCACUAAGCUAACCCUGCUUCAAGCAAUUUUGUUUUUACAACCGUUCCUUUCACAAGCAAGCCUUAAAAAAAAGACAACUUCCUUUUUCUUCAGCUCCCACACCCCAUUUUUCUUAGCAGACGGCAGUCAAUCCACAUUCAAUAAAAAGUAUAUAAUGCCCAUUUUUAUAUGCACGUUUUUAAACUUCCAAGUUCUGAAAAUUGUUUACUGGUUAUCUCUAUUUAAGGAAAAAAAAUAAAAUAAAACCUUUUGGAUUUUCAUAUGUGUCUGAUAAGUGGUUGAGUAGUCGUGGGCGCUGUUGUACGGUGUGAUGGUCAGUGUGCGGUGUCACUUCCUGUAGCCAGCAUACUUUGCCUUCCCCAUAGCACUUAGCUGGGCAUUACUUUAUUAUGACAUAUGUGCACUAAAAUAAAAAUAAAAAAGGAAAAAAAAAAAGAAAGAGAAAAUCGCAGCAUUCAGUGCUUCACAGUGAAGGGAAAAAGCCUAGACAAACAUUUUGUCAGAACCUUGCAAUAAGCCAAGGUAUUACCAGUAAAUUGGUUGUAUAUACAAUAAAAUUGCACCCUUUUUUAAAAACAAAACAAACUAAGCAAUAGUUUGGGCAGUUUUAGUUGUUUUUAGUAAGCAUGUUGUAGUCAUGACUGCAAAGAGAGAGAAUCAACUGCCCACUCAGAAGACAUGUAAUUUGUAUUGUUGUAUAGUUUUAUUGAUUACACUGAUUUAUUCUACCCUAUUUUAUAAUGCAGGACUUUUGUAAUGUUGUUUAAAUGAGGAAAAUUUUCUGUCAAAUUAGCCUAGUGAAAUUUCUGAUUGUUCAAUAUAAAGGCAGAGUUCAUAGAAUUGCUCCCCCCUUCCCACACACACCCCCUCCUACCCUGUUUUGGGAACUGAAUUUAAAUUGAAAACUCUCCUGUUGCCUUUUAUGUUGUAAGUAUUUAAAAACAAUUGUUGUUUUCUGUCAAUGGUAUAGCAUAUUCCUAUGCUUCCGAAGUAUAGGUCUACUGAAAAACCAUUGUAAAUGGAUGUUCCAGGUAUGCUGCAUUUUUGAGGGUAUUUUGUUGUAUUGUAUGAUGAUGCUAAAAUUAGGAAACUGAACAGAUUUGUAGGAAAAAAAUGUUUUAAAGGCUUUAAAACAUUAGGAAGCAGUCUAGGGAUCUCACACAGGAGUUAAGUAUUAAAUACACUAAGUUUGAUUCAUGUUUCAUUAUCCAAAAAGCAGCAGGAACUGUAGUUCAGUCUUAAGCAGGAAGAAAGAAACACCACCCAUCUGAGUAUUUUGCUAUUUAGGUUAAAUGCUGAGCGAAGGUGUUUGAGAAAGAUUUUGCUAUGACGUGUAUGACAGACUAAGAGCUAUCAGUACUUAAAGGCCCAGCCUUGACUCUGAAACACAUUGAUUGGACAUGUUCUCUCCUGUCAAAUGACAUUAACACAAUUGGCAAAAGUGGCUCCUCAAAUGACUCCCUGAGUUUUUUCUUUGGGAAGUGAAGUUCGAGGUACAAACACUAAUUCUUAGCAUCUUCCAAUAAACAUUUCUUUUCUAGGCCCAUCUCCUUUAACCAUGAGGCUUCUUUUCUGAUCCUUCCUGGGCAGAGGCCCAGUCCCUUGUGACACUCUCCACCCUCCAGCCUUUCUCUCCCUCUAACAUUCAUGUCUACCCCCUGGCAUGACAUUUCUGAUCUGCUCAUUCCCCACCUGGAGCCACCAUCCAGACAGGCUCCCAGGAGGCCCACCAGCCUGCACUCCUCCAAGCCGGUGCUCAUCCUUUGCAGUCAGGCCAAGUGUAAAGGGCAGAAACUUUCCAGUCACCAUGUGGCAGUAUUCAUUCAGUCCUCAGAAAUAUGCAAAGCCAUCUCUAAAAGUGUCUCACUUUUUCAAACCUUUGCCCUCACAGGCUUGGAACCCUGUAGUGAUGAUAUUACGAGGUAUUUACAAAACCUGUAUGAAGGAAAACAUUUUUCCCCUGUGAUUUAUUUUUAGGGGGAGGAGUUUCUGCAAAUAUCAUUUAAAGUACUCUGCAUCUCAUUUCUAGAUCUCUUUUUCUCCCUCCAUCCCUCCUUCUAUCUCUGGAUGUCUCUGUCUCUCUGGCUUUUGUUCACUUCUUUUUCCUCUCUUUCUUGUUUUUGAUAGCAGGCCUCCAUAGGCUAGGUAUGAAACACUAGACACAUAGUCAUGUAAGAAGAGCUUUGGUAGUUCUUCCCAGCCCACCGGCCAGACCAUUCUAAACAGUCCCAGAAGCUGCUCUGCCCCUCGGGCAUGGCUUUAUUCCGAGGCCAUUUUUGUCUUGAAGUCAAUGCAUGUACUUACUACUGUCUGACAGUGAACCUGCUCUGCCUUCUCCACGUCCAAGGCUGCGCAUUUGUCUAAUUAGUCUCAUGUAUGUUUCCCCUUUAUUUUUUCCAAUAAAGAAGCAGUGGGAUGAAAAUUGCUUUGAUAUAUAGCAGGUAUAUUGAAGCUAUUCCAUAGCACUUAACUGUAGUGAAUACUGUGUCACCAAUUCUAAAAUCAAUUUAAUGUUUAAUGCAAAUCCAUUACAUGGUGCUAUUACAGGCUGACAAAAUGAUUUACACAAAUGUGACAACUUGGGCUCGAUUCACUCUGCUUCCCAACAGUGUAAUCGCAUAGCAGUGUUUAUCUGCAUGAGAACUAUGCACUAAUCUAUCCGAAGGAAAAAGAAAAAAACUAUAUCAACUUUGGUAUCUACUUUCCGUUUACUUCAAUCCUUGCCUUUUUGGUCAUUGUUAUAAUGCCAGCUUUAGGACAGAAAGAAUUAUAAGAAAACCAGCAUAAUACCUGAUAUAUUAAAAUGUAGUGCCUGUGAAUCUGUAUUAUAUUGCUCUUCUAAAGUAAGAUAUUUUCUACACCGGUAGCCUUCGCUGUCUGUCAGUCAGGACCUCUGGUAUAGGUGAUGUAAAAUAACCGUACAAUAUUAUGCAUGCUAUUCCAUAAUGCUUAGUGAACUGUAUGAAUAUUACUCAACGUUAUGUUAGUCUUUCUUUCUGACUCUGUUCUUGUCAGCUAGGUUCAAAGGUAUUUCACUGAGAACGCAAAUUCUGUCUUUUCUUAACUUCAGCUGUUUUCAGUAUUUUGGAGGUAUACAUUUACUUAAAUUCAGUAUUACUGUGUUUUUUGUUUUUGUUUUCUUUCUCCUAAGGGACAAGCAUGGGUGUUUGAUUUCAAAAAUCAGUAUCUGGCAAGAUUGUUGUCUCAAAACUAUCAUUUGAACUUCAAGAAGUCUGCCAUAAAGCCAACCUUGAGAGCUUUUCCAAGUGAGAGACAUUUCCUUGGCCUCAGCGGAAGCUGGGCUGAUAUGGAAGCACCUUCCUAACAGUGUUCGCCAGGUACUCAUACUUCAUCCGCCUUCACACCAGACCUCUUGAGAUUAAAAAGAAAAAAGAAAAAAACUUUACAAAAUCACAUGGCUAUUUAGUUUCAUGCACAGAUGCAAUAUUUUCUUCAAAAAUCUAACUGUACAAACUUUGGGCCUGAUUCAUAAGAAAAAGAAGUUUGCUAUUAACACGGGAUUUUAAAAUGUACUUUCUUUUUACCUAAAUUUGAAAUUACUUCCCAAAUUGAAUAAACUUCAUCUGAUUUUCCCUGAACAAGAACCCUUCUGCCUUUUAUUCCCUAAAGGGUUACAUUAAACAGAUUAUAGGAAUAGGAUACAGGGAGCAGAUCCCAGCAGGUCUCAAAAAGAUAAAGAGAACCCCCAGAACAGGGAGACAGCACACAGGGUGUCCUACAUUCCAGGUAGCCCAAAUUUCACAUAUGGACUCAUUGUGCUGUUGGGUUCAAAAGCCAAACUUUCCAAAAUGUGCCUGUAACCUAAGAGUGUACAGUGGAAGUGCUCCCUUUAAUCUAACCUGACUACAUUCAUGGUAGAAAACAGCCCAGAUUUGUAAAUGUGAAUUCUCGUGUCUCUACUGUGGCUUAAAAGGCAAGGAGUAUGUGAUGAGUAGGGUCGGGCUGCUGCUCCUGUUGUUGAUGCUUCACUUCUCAAAAUGCCUAGCUUUUUAAAAUUCAACUGUUAUUUGUAUCACUCAUAUUUCUUACUACUUUUUGGAGUAGUGGUCUUUAAAUUUGCUUUUAUUAUUAUUUUCCCUUUAACAUCUCAACCAAAGGUCUUAGGCCACUGACUGAUUUUAGAUGGAAGUGUGAGGGAGCUGCCAGCUCCACUCUUUCUCACUGAUUAGUCUCAGACCAUUGUUUCUGCACUGCGAAGGCUUUUGGUAGCCUCACCACUGAGAUGCCAACUAGACUAGACUAGGAGCACCAUCAGGUUCUGGAAGAUUUUUAAAGACUGUCAAGCCAAGUCCAUGGUCCCUUCUCCACCAUUACCAUGUCCUAUCUCCCAAUGAGUUCAGUGGGGACCUUUCCUACUACACGUGGAAAUUUCCCAGAAUACCUCUGAUUUUCAUUUCAAAUUGUGGAGGAAGGGAUCAAAUGCCUCCAGUGAUGGCAAAAGAUAUCUAUUGUGAAACUAAAUACCCGUGUUAAUAAUGGUCUGAAAUAUGUGUGAUGAUCCGGCCCCCUGUGCCUCUAGCAUACUUGUUUUGACUUUCAUAGUUUACUUUAGGUUACUGUGUUCUGUGAAGAUUUGUAAUUGGUUGAGAAUCACUGUGGGCAUCCAUUCUUAUACAACUAAAUCUCCACAGGUUUUGAGCUGGUGUGGAUUAGUUUAACUCUUGUAUUCAACCGUUAGUGCUACCACCUUCUCACAUUACAAUACAAUUACUGGAAGCAAGUACUGCAUUUCCUAUGCAACAAAAAAAGGAAAAAUAAAAAUUGCUAAUGCUA